This is a messenger RNA of Hirsutella rhossiliensis, 3546 nucleotides long. RefSeq names its product PIF1-like helicase domain-containing protein. Gene Ontology annotation, molecular function: DNA helicase activity. Lineage: Eukaryota; Fungi; Ascomycota; Sordariomycetes; Hypocreales; Ophiocordycipitaceae. The transcript is spliced from 13 exons. The record is from RefSeq and is a predicted model, not a curated record. Bases 1 to 3546 code for a protein of 1181 amino acids. Gene Ontology annotation, biological process: telomere maintenance; DNA repair.
AUGGACGAGGAGGGGCCGGUGGAGAUCGAGGAGCUCUUCGCCCUGCUCAACCAAGGACAAGAAGCCGGCGGCCAGGGUGAAGGUCACGGGCCCAACGGAGAAGGCGCGGUUCGCGAUGGAAGUGACGCCUGCCCCGACCAGAACGUUCCAGCGAUCAACGAGGUGACGUCUUCUGGCAUGUUCGCGCUCGACGGACCGCCAGACGUCGCGGACGUGGAGAAGCUGCAGUUUGCCUGUGACGCUGUUGGUGAAGGUGCCGACGACGGCCGUGCGGGCCCGAGAGCGUGGGUCGGGUCCCUAGCCGGGGGGGUUCGGGGGCGUGGCGACGGUGGUUGUGAGCCAUACAUCCGGGUUUCGCGGGGGGGUGAGUUUACCGAUUCCUUUGAGGCGUCCUUCUUUGCCAGGACGUUCCCGACCCUGUUCCCAUUUGGCGUUGGGGACCAAGGCUGGUUGAAGAGACCAUGGUCGACGCGGGAAGGUCACGGCCAACUUGCGAGGCAGGGCUGUCGAGGCAGAGGCGGCCGCGGAGACCCUGUAUCGUCUCGAAGCUUGAACCUUCAGGCGUGGGCCGAGAUCGUGCUCCGGCGCCAUGGUGGUCGAUUUGCACUGCACCACAUCUUCGCAUUUCUCGUCUUCAACAUGGGGGUGCGGUCGAGGAACCGCCGGGUCAGCAUGUUGAGUGUGGGGAGGAAGAACUUCCGCAAGGUAGAGCGCAUCUCGCUCAUCGUCGGAUAUGGCGUGCCGGCCAUCUGGUUCACCAUCAACCCGAACGACAUUACGAACCCGGUGAAGCUGCGACUGGCGGCAUACCGCACACGCGAUCCCGACGCGGCCGAGGAGUUCUUAGAAGGCCUUGGGGAUGCGUAUAAGCGGGCACGGCUGGCGAUAUCGGAUCCCAUGAGCUCGGCCGUGUUCUUCCACCGCGAGAUGAAGCUGUUCUUCGAUCAUUACGUGAAGGUCGGUGAAGACUCGAUGCUUGCCGACAUCCACGGGGAGGAUCAGGCGGCGUAUCGCGAGCGAAUCGUCCGAUACAUCGAUAGCGUCUUCUCAGAGGAUCUGGACCAGGAAAGUUUUUGCGCCGUGCAAGCGGAGCGAUCUGUGACGGGCGGUAUUGGUUCCCUGCUGGACAACGCCGCGCAGUUCUCGGCCGCGUUUAUAGAGGACGCGGCCGAGCUCCUGGCCGCCUCAACAGGGAACAGGACGCGACAGUUCCUGAUGAGAGUGGCGAACCGCGUGUUCACGGAGCGUCCGCUAUCACAGGUCGAGGUCGUCGCUCACCUUCUCGGAUAUCCGGCCGAGUUCACCGACAGCAGCGCGUGGGCGUACCUGAACUGUUCUCUGCUGUACUGGGAAGUCUUUCGGCGAUGGCGGCAUCUCCGAGAAGCCAGUGGCGCUGCGGCUACGGAUGACACCUUGGAUGAGUCGGUGCUCAGGCGGCCGGGCAAGCACGCUACCGUCUGCCUCGACGGCUACCUGAGCAAGGACUUCACCUACGAUGACGAGUCGUGCUACCGGAGGGCAGCCGUGCAGCAUCUUGCGCUGUUCGUGCCGUGGAGUCCUUCCUGGGCGAAGGAACAGCUGCUUCGACGAUCCGCCGAAGACGCAAAACGCGACGCCAAGCAAUGGGCAGCCUCGUCCGGCGAUGGCGACCCGACGGUCGCACACGUCGAGGAGGGUGGAGCAGGCGAGGCGGGCGCGGAGUCUGCAGCGACAUAUCAGCCCAACAGCAUCGGAGACGCAACGCGGCUCAUCGACGUCGUCCGAGGUGCAGUGGGAGCGAAUCAGGUGACGGCCAAGUCGCCGGAGCUCAUGGCAAUGAUACAGCAGCUCUGGCGGGUAUUUUCCGGGGCCGCACUACCGCCGCAGGAUCAGGUCAAGGCUAUCAAGUCGCAGCAGGUAAGUGCCUCGAAGGAGAGGGAGAGGAUGAUCCAAGGGAUACAAAGCACGCCCGCCGCCUGGGAAAGCGAUCGCCGCGCAGCGUUGCGAAGGGUGAUGACCGGUUUCGGGGAGGACGAGGUCGAAAUGACGAUGGCCGACUCCGACGAGACCGCUAUCGACGCAGGGGCGGGAAUGGACGUUCAGUUUGGCCCAUCAACCUCCUUCCUCGCGGCGGGCAAGGUGUUGGCAACACGGCUGACGCUGAACAAGAGGCAGUCCAUCGCUUUUCUGAUAAUAUGCCGCCAGCUCGAUUUGAUGCAGCAGACCGACGGGGGCGAUGCCUGCCAGCUGCGCCAGUUCGUCGGUGGCGAGGGCGGUACCGGCAAGUCGCGAAUCAUCGAGGCACUCGUCGAGCUGUUCAGUAAAAAGAGCCUUUCGAAUCGUCUGCUGAUCACGGCGACGUCGGGGACUGCGGCGGCGCGGAUCAACGGCAUCACGAUCCACUCCGCCUGCGGGUUCACUAAAGACCAAGGGGCGGGGGGCGCGAACAUGGAGAAGGAUGUGCUCGUCAUCGACGAGGUGAGCAUGCUCGGGGCGCGGACGCUGCACGCCGUGAACGAGCGGCUUCGCCGGCUUCGCGGAUCGCGGCAAGAUUUCGGGGGGAUCCCCAUCGUCCUCUUCUGCGGAGAUUUUCAGCAGUUCCGGCCGGUCCAAGAGAGGUCGAUCGUCCUGCCUAGCGCGGCCAUCUCGUGGGACGUAGACAACUCGUUCAAGGCCGAGCAGCGUCACCAGCACGACAAAGCGCACGCACUGUGGAAGAGGUUCACGACGGUCGUCAUGCUGGACGAGCAAAUGCGCGCCGCCGGCGACCCGGAGCUGCAGAGGCUGCUGAAGCGGAUCCGUCUAGGCGUGCAGGAUCGGACGGAUCUAAACCUCCUCAACUCAAGGAAUCGGUGGAACCUGAACAUGGAGGCGAGCCUGGCGUUCCGGGUCCAGCAGCGGUCGACGAUGCGCAUUUUCAUCUCCGAGCACAAGUGGAAGGAGGAGCUGCCGACGGAGGAAGAGGCGAUCAUGAUACUCAACCAGGGCGACGAUAGCGCGAUCCCGGUGCCGGCCGUCUUCAUGUUCGUGGCCGGGAUGCCCAUCGUCGUGAACCACAACACCCACCAGGGGCUGAAGCUAGUGAACGGCGCGAGCUACUCGGCGGUGGAGGUCAUUGUCGACAAGGCGUACCCGGGGCAUCGGAUCUCGGCCGAUAUGACGAUCCACUUCGGCCGCCGGCGGGGAUCAUUCUCGAAUCGGAGACGACGAGAUAUCUCCACUUCUGCCAGCGAAAAAGGCCGUGGCAACGCAACGACGUCAGCCGAAAGGGGCAAAACGCUGGAGCGCGGCCCUCGAGCUGCGAGGGACACGGACGACGAAGAUGGAUGGAACGGUGGUGCCUCGCAGUGCGACCCGUACGGCCUGUACGUGCAGCUAUCGCGCUGCCGAACUCUAGACGGCAUCAUGCUCGUGUCCAAGGUGCGGGACAGAGACUUGGUGGGCAACCGGGUCCCCGAGGAGAUGACUGCCGCACAGGCCAGGCUCGAGGUACUGAGCGAGAGGACCGUUGAGGAGGCGUUGCGCUGGCUGGACGGUGAUGCUGAAGAGUCAAGGCGGCCGCGCUAG